AAUGUCCUUUGCAGCAGCCCAUUGGCGUCACCAAAACAUCCCCUAAAAAACAUCCCGUAAAGCCGCGAAUAGAGAAACGAGCUGCUGGAGAUGUAAACAGAUUCCGCUGUCAUUCAUUCAAACAACGCGAGAUGAUAUGGUGGAUAUUCUUAGCUGUGUGGGAAAUGUUAUGAGAGGAUACAUCACCGCUAGUCAUACUCUGUCUUUCUAGAAUGGUCGUUGUUUACGGUCUCAGUUUUUCACAUGCCAGUAAUCCGGUUAGAAGAGAUGUAUUGUUAUAGCUGUCCACGGCUGCUAGACAGCUAGCCUAGCUCGUUGCGCCGUAGGAGAGCGGCCGACCUUGACCAGAUGGAUAUCACGAGGCUCGCUGUGGAUGCGGGCGCGUUUAUCAACCGAGCAGUUCAGUAUACGGAGGAAGCUCUGGGGCAGGCUGAGAAGACAGAGUUGGACAGCCGGUUGGAGAGUCUUCUGGACAGAGCAGAGUCCACUAAGACCUGGACUGACAAAAUCAUCUCACAGACUGAGAAUUUACUGCAGCCUAACCCUGGAGCUCGUUUAGAGGACUUGUUGUAUAAGGGUCUGGAUUGGAGCGCCCCUGAGAGGCCAACCCCCCACGAGCUGCUGAGUGAAAACAUGAUGGACGCUGCUCUGGAACUGGGGAGACACACACGCGCUACGUUACUACGACCAUCCCAGCGACACCGACUCACCCAUACUUGGCUGGAUGACAGUUGCUAUCCAUUGGACCUACUCGGACUUAACGAAGGGUCAGUGGUUGCUUGA
Messenger RNA from Salvelinus sp. IW2-2015, 783 nucleotides. The record is from RefSeq and is a predicted model, not a curated record. NCBI's taxonomy places the organism in Eukaryota, Metazoa, Chordata, Actinopteri, Salmoniformes, Salmonidae.